GUCAAGAUGAUGCUGGACAACAUGAAGAAAUCGAACACCAACAUCAAAGCUCAGGUGGUGCUGACUAAGUACUACGAGUUGCUCGAAUGUGCACUUGCGCUGGUCUCCACUGGACCCAUGGAUAUGGAGCAGGACGAUCUUGACCUUGCCCUGAGCAAGCUCGCAGAGAACAACCAUCAGCUCCCCUGGGAUUUGAAAGUGGACGUCACGAAGAAGGCUGCACUUGAGGCCGCGCGUGGGAUCGAGACUUGGACUGAGGAUGACAACAAAGGCGAGAACGCUGUCAGUUUGAAGGCAAAGAUUGAGCAAUUUUGGGAGAUCUUCAACCUCCAAAAGGUUUACGCAGACACGUUCGAGAUGAUUGAUGCCUGGUCUCAUCGAGAGCCCCGAUUUGCUGCCCUGGUUGCUAUUCUGCAGGACUACGAGGCCGAAGACAAGGGCGCCGAGGACGGCGAGGAGGACAAGAAGGCCGCGGACGCCGAGAAUGAUGAGGACGACGAGGACGCGCAGCAGGAGGCGACCCAGGCAGAG
Molecule: messenger RNA, 531 nt
Organism: Symbiodinium pilosum
Lineage: Eukaryota; Dinophyceae; Suessiales; Symbiodiniaceae
Source: the annotation of a GenBank genome assembly